GGCACCAUCCAGAAGAUGGCGUUACAUCCCAGUGCACAUUCGCAGCCUAUAUCUCACGUUAAUUGCGAGUCCACGCUUUCACGGAUUCUGCGAGGGUGGUCGUGUGGUGUACGUAGACACGGCCUGGCACGUAAUUCCGUGGAUUUCUCAAUCGUUACCAUGUCCUCAGGCAAAAAGAACAAGAAGAAGAAGGGGGUGACCGUCGACCUGUGGUCAUUCUUGGCUGACGGAAACGGGCCGACCCCUAAUAUUCCUCUAAAAUCGUCUAAUUGGGCAGAUGAUGUAGAGGACGAUCAUGAAGGAUUUUCAUCAAGGAGUAGCAAAGAUCCAGUUGUAUUGCCGACUGCUCCAAGGGCUGCACGAGGACCAGGGAUUGACGAGGAAAAUAUUCCUACAAAUCCUCCUUAUGUAGCCUACAUAAGUAAUCUGCCAUAUGAUGUAGAUGAAACAGACCUGGCAGAUUUCUUUGCAGAUAUGAAGAUUUCAAAUAUGCGUUUGCCAAAAGACGCAAAUAAGAUCAAGGGUUAUGGUUAUGUCGAAUUCGAGGAUCGUCAGAGUUUAAUUGAUGCUCUUUCUAUGACAAAUACGACGAUUAAGACGAGACGAGUGAGAAUUGAAGUCUCGAAUAGCAGUAAUGAUGAUCGUCGAGGCGGUAGGAUGGGUAGAGAUAGCCGUAGGGACAAUUACGAUGAUCCAGAGCGCACGUCCGGCGACUGGAGAAGCGGACCGCGUGAGGAUUUGUCGGACGGAGAUUCCUAUCGCAGUCGGUACGAUAGAGACCGGUUUGACAACAGAGACCGGCGAGAUGACAGGGAAAGACACGAUUACGAUAACAAGCCAGGUGCGUGGCGUGAGAGAGACAGCAAUGAUAAAGGAUCUACUUUUAAAGAGAGGAGCAGCUUUAGAGAUGACAGCAGGGACAGAGACAGGGACUGGAAUCGUUUUGGUGAUAGAGGGAGAAGCAGAGACAGGGACGGGGACAGGAGCAGCAGUUUCGGGCCACGUCGUAAUUAUGGUGAUUCUGAUUGGGAUCGCGAUCGUCGGCAAGAUCGAGACGCGAAACCUGCGCCCGAGACACGGCAAAGACCGAAAUUGAACCUACAACCUCGCACGAAACCCGUCGAGCCUAUCGUAGUUGCGGAAGAUAAGGAUUCGACAGGUAAGGAUCCGGCAGAUAAUGAUUCGGCAGGUAAGGAUACCACAAUGGAAUCGAAAUCAACGACGAGUACGGAAUCGACUCAACGAGCACCAGCUGCCACGCCCGUGCCAGCGGCCAAUAUUUUCGGUGCUGCGAAACCUGUAGAUACCACUGCCCGUGAACGAGAGAUAGAGGAGCGUCUCGCCAAGUCUUACGCGGAAUCACGUUCUCGAGAAGAGGCGGAGACUAAGGAUCGUAGAGACGGCACUUGGGGUCGACGUAAUGGCGAAGGGCGGGACGACCGAGACAAGGACAAGGAGAAGGACAAGGAGAAGGAGAAAGAGAAAGAGAAAGAGAAGGAGAAAGAGAAAGAGAAAGAGAAAGAGAAAGAGAAGGAAAGAGGGCGGCCGGCUUGGCGAUCAGAAGAAGACAGAGGUGCUCGGGUUGAGAGAUCCGCGCCACGAUCUCAACCAACUCCCACUUGUGCUGUAGAAGAGCAAAGUGGAUCGAAAACAUCGCCAGCUUCGCGCUCUGGACCACCGAUAUCCAAAGGACCUCAGAAAUCCGUUGAGAAGGAUACUCGUGCGGCAGAAAAGGAUCGUAGAGACAAAGAGAAAGAUGAAAUCAGUAGAAUGCCGAAAGCUAAGGACGAACAAGCUCCAAAUUUUGUAGCUUCCAACAAAUAUUCCAUGCUACCUGAUGAUGUGGAUCCCGACAAUAUCGAUGAAUAGUCUUAAUUGAUUACAAUUUGCAUCACACACCGACUAAAUUGUGCCACAUGCAACACAAUUAUGCGUAUUAUUAUAUAUAAUUUGUUUUACUUCUACUAUUGCAUGGAUUUGUCGUAAGCCAGGCGUUGCGCUAUUGGUAUUACUUUACUGGAAUUAUUGUUGAUUUGUAUUUAAUCUCUAUAUUUUAAUAUUCUCAAUAUAACUAUAUUUCUAUAUCAACUUAUAUAUAUUUACUUUACACAUUUCGGCACGAAAAAUUUUGGCAUUGUUAAGCUGCAAUGUCGCAAAUUUCUCGUGAUCGCCGAAUAGUCACAUCAAACUUUUUGUAUGAUUCCAAGAAUAAUUACACUGUAUAUGAGGUGUAGCUAUUGGAACUUUAUAUAUCAUACUUAAUCCACUGUACAGUAAUUGUACGAUAUGUGACUCGUUUACAUGUAAUAUAACAAUGCCAAUAUAGAAGGAAAUUAAAAUAAGUAUAUGGGAAUACACAAAUAUAUAUAUA
This is a messenger RNA of Wasmannia auropunctata (little fire ant), 2371 nucleotides long. RefSeq names its product eukaryotic translation initiation factor 4B-like (gene eIF4B). The record is from RefSeq and is a predicted model, not a curated record. The coding region runs from base 16 to 1869 and encodes 617 amino acids. Gene Ontology annotation, molecular function: RNA binding. Lineage: Eukaryota; Metazoa; Arthropoda; Insecta; Hymenoptera; Formicidae. The transcript has 12 exons.